AAAUAUUAGCCUCACUUGCUCUUCGUUUGAGUACAAGUGCAACACAAAUCCAGUACCUCAACCCACUUACAAACUGAUCAUGGCCAACCGAGCAGCUUGUUUCCUCAUCCUCCACUUUAGUACGUUGUUUUUGGUACAGUCUUGCGUGUUUAACUUUGCUAAUGCUACAGUUCUCAACAUUACCACCGAUCGAUCUACUCUUCUUUCUUUGAAAGCUUCUAUUUCUGAUCCUCGUCAUGUUUUAACAAACAACUGGUCCACCUCUACUUAUGUUUGCAAUUGGGUUGGUGUCACUUGUGGUUUUAAACAUCUCCGAGUCAAAGCUUUAAACCUUUCUUACAUGGGCCUUGUUGGUAUCAUUCCUCCGCACAUCGGGAACCUUUCGUUCCUUGUUAGCCUAAGCAUAAGCAACAACAGUUUUCAUGGCUCAUUGCCAAAUGAGUUGUCGCGUCUUUAUCGGUUGGAAUACUUAAACUUUCGAUUCAAUGAAUUGAGCGGAGAAAUUCCAUCUUGGAUUGGGUUGCUAACAAAACUUCAAUUUUUGGGUCUAUCUGGUAACAAAUUCGGAGGUACUAUUCCACCAUCUCUGUCUAACAUAACUUUGUUGCAACAAUUUUCUCUUGCAUAUAACCAACUUUCAGGAUCCAUACCUUCCUCUAUAUUCAACAUAUUUGGCUUGCAAGAAAUUAAUCUCAGAGGAAACAAACUUACGGGUCCGAUGCCAUCGAUCUUGGUCAACAUGUCUUCGUUGCAAUACAUUGAUCUAAGCUUCAACAUGUUGGUUGGUACACUACCAAUUGGAAGGAUAUCUCCGAAAAUAGGGAAUUUAUCCAGGCUUACAACGUUAUAUCUCACCGACAACAACUUUGAAGGUUCAAUACCAAGUGAAAUUGGAAACCUCCAGAAUCUAGAGACUAUUGGCACCUCACUCAAUGGUUUUCUUGGCCCAAUUCCAUUCCAGAUCUUUAAUAUCUCAAGGAUACAAUUUAUUUCAAUGGCGAUCAAUAAAUUCUCAGGCCACCUUCCAGCAGAUAUGGGCCUCUUCCUCCCAAAGCUCGAAGAACUUUAUCUUGGUGGAAAUAAAUUGAGCGGAAUAAUUCCCAACUCCAUCUCCAAUGCUUCACAGCUCACUUUCAUAGACUUGAGUGUUAACUCAUUGUCGGGCAUAAUUCCAGAAGUGCUUGGUAAUUUAAGGCUCCUCAAGUCGCUUAACCUAGAAUUUAAUAAUUUGACUAUUGGAAGUCAAGAAUUGAGUAUUUUCUUCUACUUAUCGAAUUGCAAAGAUCUUAGAAUGAUAUCUUUUGCAUUCAAUCCCCUUCAUAGCUUCCUUCCCAAUUCCGUUGGUAACCUUUCUCUCUCUCUUCAAGAACUUUUCCUAAAUUCUUGCAAUAUUAAGGGAAGCAUUCCGGCAGAGAUUGGAAAUCUAAGUAGUUUGAUUCUUUUGAAACUACCCAACAACAAAUUGAAAGGACCUAUUCCAACUACAUUAGGAAGAUUGCACAUGCUACAAAUUUUGUCCCUUCCACAUAAUAAACUAGAAGGUCAUAUCCUGUCUGAUCUUUGUCAUCUAAAGAGUCUGUAUGCCUUGCAUCUAGAAAACAAUAAGCUUUUUGGACAUAUUCCAACAUGCAUAAGCAAUCUAACUUCCCUAAGAUCUCUCUGCUUAGGUUUCAACCAAUUAACAUCCACGAUUCCUUUGAGCUUGUGGAGCCUUACAUAUCUCUUGCAUGUCGACCUGUCAUCCAAUUCAUUAACUGGCAAUCUUUCAUUAGAAAUUGGAAAUAUGAAAGUCCUGAUGAUAUUGAAUCUAUCAAGAAAUCAACUAUUAGGGGAUAUCCCGAUAGCAAUUGGUGGCCUCAUAGAUCUAACUGAUGUCUCUUUAGCAGUCAAUCAGCUAGAAGGUUCAAUUCCAGAGUCUUUUGGUAAACUAUUAAGCUUAGAGAUCUUAGAUCUUUCCUACAACAAUUUAUCUGGAAGGAUUCCCAAGUCCUUAGAAGCACUUUUACACCUCAAGUAUCUAAAUGUCUCUUUCAAUAAUCUACGAGGGAAAAUUCCAACAGGAGGACCAUUUUUACACUUUUGGUCUACUUCAUUUAUCUCAAAUGAUGCGCUAUGUGGUGCACCCCGAUUACAAGUUCCCCCAUGCGAAGAAGAUUCUCCUAAAACAAAAAGGGCCAAAGUAUCACACUUAAUGAAGUAUCUAUUACCAGCAAUUGGGUUAGCGAUGCUUGUAUUGAUCUCUUCAUUAGCCUAUAAAAGAUGCGAAACAAAGAAUCCUGGAUUUCCAUUGCAGGCAGACUUGUACAAUUUAACUACAUGGAGAAAAAUUUCUCACCAAGAACUUCUACUAGCAACAGAAAGGUUCAACACAAGCAACUUGCUUGGCGAAGGGAGUUUUGGAUCAGUAUACAAGGGAACACUUUCAGAUGGGAUGAAUAUUGCAGUAAAAGUUAUAAACUUAAAAGUAGAAGGGGCAUUUAAGUGUUUUGAUGCAGAGUGCGAGGUAUUACGAAAUGUUCGUCAUCGCAAUUUGGUCAAAAUCAUUAGCAUUUGUAGCAACAUCGACUUCAAAGCCCUAGUAUUGGAAUACAUGCCAAACGAGAACUUGGAGAAGUGGUUACACUCUCAUGAUCGUUGCUUGAAUUUCUUACAAAGGCUGAGUAUAAUGAUUGAUGUCGCAUCAGCAUUGGAAUACCUUCAUUAUGCUUACUCAUCAGUUAUUGUUCAUUGUGAUUUGAAGCCAAGCAAUGUCUUAUUAGAUGUGGAAAUGGUUGCACAUGUUACUGAUUUUGGCAUGGCCAAACUCUUAGGUGAUGAGGAUUCUAUGAUGCAAACCAUGACUCUUGCUACUUUGGGGUAUAUGGCACCAGAGUAUGGAUUAGGAGGAGUUGUUUCCACAAGAGGAGAUGUGUAUAGUUAUGGCAUUCUACUCAUUGAGACUUUUACAAGAAAAAAACCUACAGAUGACAUGUUUGCAGGAGAAAUGAGCUUGAAGCGCUGGGUAAAUGAAGCAUUGCCCAUUUCAACAAUUGAUAUUGUUGAUGCCAGUUUGUUAGGAAACCAAAGAUAUCAUGUUGCCUUGGAGGAGUGCAUAACUUCAAUUAUGGAAUUGGCUUUAGAUUGUUGUGCAGAGUUGCCCCAAAAAAGAACUAACAUGAAAAUUGUUUUAGCCACGCUAAAGAAGAUUAAAACAAAGUCUUUAAGAGAUGUCGGAGGACAUUGACAUUAGCCUUGUGUUUGUUGAAAUGCUUUCAUUGUAUGUCUUUCCUAAUAAUAAAACGGUAUUGAGAUUGCAAAAAAGAGACAACUUGUACUGUUGAAGUUAUUGGUUAUAAUAUAUAAUAAUUAUAUGGUCAUUGAUAAUGGAAUACUUCAUGAUUGUAUUGACUUAGGGUUUCUAGGUAAUAGGUAUAAAAAAUAAAUAUGAAUGUGCCGAAGUCAAUAAAAUGUAUGGGUACUACUACGUACUUAGCAUACCAAAAAUAUAUUUGACCGAAUUUAUGCUAAAUGUUUUAUAUAAUA
This is a messenger RNA of Carya illinoinensis, 3522 nucleotides long. RefSeq names its product probable LRR receptor-like serine/threonine-protein kinase At3g47570. Gene Ontology annotation, molecular function: ATP binding; protein binding; protein kinase activity. Bases 80 to 3223 code for a protein of 1047 amino acids. The record is from RefSeq and is a predicted model, not a curated record. The transcript has 4 exons. Lineage: Eukaryota; Viridiplantae; Streptophyta; Magnoliopsida; Fagales; Juglandaceae. Gene Ontology annotation, biological process: protein phosphorylation.